Messenger RNA from Dentiscutata erythropus, 163 nucleotides. NCBI's taxonomy places the organism in Eukaryota, Fungi, Glomeromycota, Glomeromycetes, Diversisporales, Gigasporaceae. The record is from the annotation of a GenBank genome assembly.
CUAACCGAUAGCUCAUUCUAUAACAUUAUGACAAGCACUGUCCAUCAAUAUCAGCUAAAAUGCAUCAGUGUUUAUGUUGCUCAGAAUGCGAAAAGUUCUAAUUCCAACCUUUCACUUUUUAACUCUGCAACAUAUGAAGAUUUUGUUUAUUCACAAGAAUUGU